Molecule: messenger RNA, 4196 nt
Organism: Pipra filicauda (Wire-tailed manakin)
Lineage: Eukaryota; Metazoa; Chordata; Aves; Passeriformes; Pipridae
Gene: PPP1R9B
Product: protein phosphatase 1 regulatory subunit 9B
Exons: 20
Coding region: 402-4109 (1235 amino acids)
Biological process (GO): actin filament organization; calcium-mediated signaling; neuron projection development
Cellular component (GO): actin cytoskeleton; cytoplasm; postsynaptic density
Molecular function (GO): actin filament binding
Source: RefSeq, a predicted model, not a curated record
GAGGCGGCAGCGGCGCUGAGGCCGAAGCGCGGCGCCGAGGAAGAGGAAGAGCGAGAGAGCGCUGCUAAGACCCAGAGGGCUCUGCGGGCAGCGGGGCGGGCAGAGCGCGCAGGCAGCGGCGGCUCCAUCACCAGCCACAGAGAAAGGGGAAGAGGAGGAGGAGAAGGGAGGAAGGAAGAAGGGCCGCGGCGGAGCAGGGCGGGCGGGGGGGCCCCGCCGAGGAUGGACAUGGCCUGACGGGGCCUGGCAGCCGGCCGGUGCAGGUGUGCCGGCGGCGGCCCCCCCGGCAGCAUCCUCGCCCUCCCCGAUGCCGCUGUAGCCGGCGAGGGGCCGCGGCGUGAGCGGGGGGCUCGGCGGGGGCGGCGGCGGCGAGCGAUGCUGCGGGGAGAAGCGGCGGAGCCAUGCUGAGGACGGAGGCAGGCGGAGGGGCGGCCGCCGGGGGGGGGUCCCCCUCCUCCGGCGGGGCGGCGGGCGGCGGGGGGCUGCGGAGCGCGUCCCCGCACCGGAACGCCUACGAGGCCACCAUCCAGGCCCUGGCGCCCACAAAGGAGGCCGACGGCGGCGAGGACGGCAAGAAGAGCCGGGGCAAGAAGUAUGGCUCCAACGUCCACCGGAUCAAGAACAUGUUCCUGCAGAUGGGGACGGCGCCCGGCCCCGAGGGCGCCUGCGACCUGGCCAAGGCCAAGGAGAAGCCGGUGCGCCUCUCCUUGCCCCGCGCCGGCAGCCUCAGCGAGACCAUGGACCAGGGCAGCCUCCUCAAGCUGGGCACCAGCGUCUCGGAGCGGGUCAGCCGCUUUGACUCCAAGCCCGACAAGCCCUUCUCCAAGCUGCAGGAGACCCGCAAGAUCUUCGAGAGGAGCCCGCAGGAGAAGGCCACCACCACCAAGCUGCUGCUCCGCAAGGAGCGCGCCGGCUUCCAGGACCGCAAGCUGGACGUGGGGGUGAGGUUCAACGGCAGCACCGAGUCCCUGGACAAGCUGGACGCCGACGCCGUGUCGCCCACGGUCAGCCAGCUCAGCGCCGUCUUCGAGAAGGCCGAUCUCCGGAACAACCUGCACAAGGCGCAGGGCAGGGCGGGAGCGCCGCUCAACGCCAAGGUGGUGGGCAAGCGGCCGCGGGUCUUCGCGCCGGGCGCCGAGGUCGGGCGCCAGGGCGAUGGGCACCCUGCCCCAACCCGCGCCCGGCCACCCGAGGAGGAGAAGGCGCCGAGCAAAAGCGUGAGGCCGGCGGAGAAGGAACCGGCCGCCCCACGGGUGCAGGAGGUCUGCAAGAUCAAGCCGGUGGAGGUGGAGGAGAGCGGAGAGGGCGAGGAUGAGGAGGAGGAGGCGGCGGCAGCGGGUGAAGCGGUGCCACCCGUGCCCCAACUGGCCAAGGGGGAUGAGGGUCCGGCGGCCACCGCCCCACGGCUGGAUGGGGGCGCCGGGGUGGCCGCGGGCGAGGAGGGCAUCAAGGGCGAGCGGGCGGAGGAGGGUGAUGGCUACGAGGAGGCCAAGAAGGAGGACUUCUCUGAGGCGGACCUGGUGGACAUAAGUGCCUACAGCGGGCUCGGGGAGGACUCGGGGGGCAGCGGGCUGGAGGAGGAGGAGGAGGCCGAAGGGCUGUACGAACCCGAGUCGGGCUGUGUGGAGAUCCCUGGGCUGUCUGAGGAAGAGGAGCCCGUCCCCAACCGCAAGAUCCAGUUCAGCACAGCGCCCAUCCAGGUGUUCAGCACUUACUCCAACGAGGACUACGACCGCCGCAAUGAGGACGUCGACCCCAUGGCCGCCUCGGCCGAGUACGAGCUGGAGAAGAGGGUGGAGAGACUCGACCUCUUCCCUGUGGAGCUGGAGAAAGACUCCGAAGGGUUGGGGAUCAGCAUCAUCGGGAUGGGAGCGGGGGCCGACAUGGGCCUGGAGAAAUUGGGGAUCUUCGUCAAGACGGUGACGGAAGGAGGGGCAGCCCACCGGGAUGGCAGGAUCCAAGUGAACGAUCUGAUUGUGGAGGUGGAUGGCACCAGCCUGGUGGGGGUGACCCAGAGCUUCGCCGCCUCCGUCCUCAGGAACACCAAGGGCCGUGUCCGGUUCCUGAUCGGGCGGGAGAAGCCGGGGGAGCAGAGCGAGGUGGCGCAGCUGAUCCAGCAGACGCUGGAGCAGGAGCGGUGGCAGCGGGAGAUGAUCGAGCAGCGCUACACCCAGUACACCGAGGACGACGAGGAGACGGGUGAAUAUGCGACGGACGAGGAGGAGGAGAUGAGCCCCAUGUUCCCCGGCGGGGAGAUGGCCAUCGAGGUGUUCGAGCUGGCCGAGAACGAGGACACGCUGUCCCCCGUGGAGAUGGACCCCGAGAAGCUGGUGCACAAGUUCAAGGAGCUCCAGAUCAAACACGCUGUCACCGAGGCUGAGAUCCAGCAGCUCAAGAGGAAGCUGCAGUGCCUGGAGCAGGAGAAGGCACGCUGGCGGGCUGAGAAGGCCCAGCUGGAGCAGAGCGUGGAGGAGAACAAGGAGCGGAUGGAGAAGCUGGAAGGGUACUGGAUGGAGGCCCAGAACCUGUGCCAGGCCGUGGACGAGCAUCUCAAGGAGACCCAGGCCCAGUACCAGACCCUGGAGCGCAAGUACAGCAAGGCCAAGCGGCUCAUCAAGGAGUACCAGCAGAAGGAGAUCGAGUUCCUGAAGAAGGAGACGGCGCAGCGGCGGGUGCUGGAGGAGUCGGAGCUGGCACACAAAGAGGAGAUGGAGAAGCUGCAGGAGAAGAUCUCCGAACUGGAGGCCAAGCUGCAGACUUUGAAAAAUUCCAACCCGACUGGCGUCACCCCCGGACAGCGGCCCCGGCAUGGCCCCAUCCCCCGGUACAGCAUCCCCGGUACAGCAUCCCCAGGACAGCCCCACUCCCGGGACAGCAUGCCUUGUACAGCCUCGCUUUGUCCCACCAUGUCGGUCUCCAAGCUGCAGGACACGGACGAGGUUUUUGAUUUUACCGCUGUGGUUCCAGAGACGCCGCGCCUGGACAGCAGCCUGCACAAAGCCCGGGCCCGCCUGCUGGCCAAGGGCCGCCGCCACCGGCCCUCCCGCUCCCGCCUGCGCGACAGCGCCAGCUCCACCGAGGGCGACGAGGGGGACACCGCGGGCACCGAGGGCGAUGGCAGCCCCCCGACCCCCUCGCCCUUCUCCUGUGCCGGCGACUUCUCCUUCGACGGGGGGGCGGGGCGGGCAGCGCUGGGGGACCCCCCGGCCCCCACGACCCCCCUCAGCCGCUACCGGCCCCUCACCAACACCUCGUCCCAGGAGGGGCUGUCAGGCCCCGCCGUGCCCAAAUCCUGCCCCAGCUCCGACAGCUCCCCCGGCUUCGCCCGCCGCGAUGCCCGGCCCCGGCAGCACAGCGAAGAUGACAGCAGGGACAUGAGCCCCCCCGAGCCCGCCAGUCCCACCGUGGGGCUGGACAAGAAAACACGGAGGAAGUUCUUGGAUUUGGGGGUGACCCUGCGCCGGGCGUCCUCCGGCAAGAGCCGCAAAGAGAAGAGCAGCAACCGCCUGUCCACGGGCAGCAGGGAGGCGGCGGAGGGUCCCGGCCGCCCCUCGGGCUCCCCCUUCCUGCCCUUCUCGUGGUUCUCGGACAGCGCCAGGGGCUCGGGCUCCCCCGGCUCCGGGUCCCCCUGCGGCUCCCCCCGGCACGAGGGGCUCAGCCCCGCCAAAUCCGCCUCCCAGGACUCGACGCUGAGCGAGGACUCCCCCCCGCCCAGCGCCAGCCCCCGCCUGCCCGGGCCCCCCCGCGCCAAGUGCUCGUACCCCUACCACACCCUGUCCCAGUCCUCGGACGAGUUCCUGGAGGAGCCCCCCGGCGCGGCCGCGGGCUGGACGUGCCAGCAGGUGGGGCAGUGGCUGGAGAGCCUGAGCCUGGAGCAGUACGUGCAGGACUUCUCUGCCCACGGCGUGGACGGGCCCCGGCUCCUGCACCUCGACGGGGCCAAGCUCAAGGCACUGGGGGUGGGCAGCUCCCAGGACAGGGCGGUGCUGAAGAGGAAGCUGAAGGAGCUGAGCCUGGCGGCCGAGAGGGAGCGCAAGGCCCAGGAGAAGGCGGAGAAGCAGCGGGAGAAGCAGAAGAAGAAGGACCUCCAGGAGCAGUGGCGAAGUUAAGGGGGGGCCUGGGAGUGCCCCUGCACCCCCUCCCCACCCACAGCCCCCCCGGGACGCCCCGGGGGACCCCCAGCGUGGGACACACUG